AGACGGUCAGGAACGGUCGGGAAGGAACCCGUCAGGAAGCAGCCGCAGUCGCUACGAAUGUGAUCACAGUGGUUAAGUGCGUUGAAUGGGGUAGACGUAAGGUCUGUGAUAUCUCGAAGUGGUGGUGUUUUAAACUAAUACAAGUAUUGUUGUUCCUUGUAUUGUAGGCAUACAGACUGGAUAGCUAUGCGUUGUUUAACAGUGGCUUAAAAUUUUAACAAUUUACAGGUUUAUGAACUUAAAGAUUAUUUUUAAAUGCCGGUAUUGCAACAGGUGUGUGUGCCGAUGCCCGACCCAGAUCAGGUGCCCAUGUCUGGGCGCCCAGACCCUAACAGUGUGGAAAUUCUCCAACACAUCAACGCGAUGCUCGACAAUCCCUUGGACCUCAACGAGGGCCUCCCACGAGGGCCCUCUGGUGACGGGGAGCCAGUAAUGUCCAUCUCAGAGCUUCUAGGUCUGAACCUCCCACGAGGCCCAUUGUUAGGCAACACGAGCCCCUUGGGAGGUAGCAAUCAUUAUGGAUCGCCCACGUCAAGCCCCAGUAAUCCAUUUCAUCGCAGUUAUCAGCAAUACGAGGAGCCAAGACAGGAAAUGUCAAUGCCCAUGAGAGUGUUACAACGUAACAUGGACUCUCCUCUUCACCACUCAUCAUCAUCACCUUGCUACCCGAGAACAUUUCGUGGUUCCCCACCUUACAGUGACUGCAGCAGCCCAACAUUGGAGCAGGCUCUGCUAUUGAAAUGUGCUACUGGGGGCUCCCGUUCCAAUUCACCUGCCGACUCUGAAACAAGCGGUGUGAGCAGUAUUGACGGCAACAUCUCUGACCUCAUGAAUUGCCUAAGCUUGACACAACCUACUAGUCCACUUGCAGGUUUACAGCUGGGGAGUCCUGAGCAAGAGAUUGUGAACAGACAUGCACUCCAGCAAGCCAUGAGACCAGUGCAGCAGUCCACACUGCGCUACUUGCAACAACAGCAGCAGCAACAACAACAGUCUCUGCAAGCUACACUCUCAUCACUGCUGCAGUACCCAUUACAUCCCAGCACAUCGACACUGGGCCUAGAGAAACCUUGGGUCUUCCCUACAAGUCCCACAAACCAAGACAAACCAUGGUUACCACUGUCUCCUUCAGCUGGACUGCCUUCUCCAAUACCCAACACAAACUCUCUGGAGAGAGCAGCACAGUUCCACAGGAAUGCAGCAUCUCUGUAUGAAGCUACAUGUUCAUGGAGUGGAAAUUUGCCCCCUCGGACACAGAAGAAUGUAUCUUACUCCUGCAAGAUAUUCUUAGGUGGUGUUCCAUGGGAUAUCACUGAGUCAAUGCUCAUUGCAGCAUUCAGAAAGUUUGGCGUGAUUAGAGUAGAAUGGCCCGGGAAGGACCAAGCAGCCUCUCAACCCAAAGGUUAUGUUUAUAUAAUCUUUGAAUCAGAGAAACAGGUGAAGGCGCUUCUUCAGUCUUGCACACAUGACGUCACUAGUGGUGGCAACUGGUAUUACAGAAUCUCUUCAAGGAAGAUGAAGUCUAAAGAGGUGCAAGUGAUCCCCUGGGUCCUUAGUGACAGUAACUACAUCAAAUCCUCGUCACAGAAGUUGGAUGCUAAGAAGACUGUGUUUGUUGGUGCAUUGCAUGGAAUGCUAAAUGCAGAGGGACUUGCCAAGAUCAUGAAUGAUUUGUUUGAUGGUGUUCUAUAUGCUGGCAUUGAUACAGACAAGCACAAGUAUCCGAUUGGAUCAGGCCGUGUCACAUUCAAUAACCCACGGAGCUACAUGCGUGCCGUAGCUGCAGCCUUUAUUGAGAUUAAGACUAGCAAGUUCACAAAGAAGGUUCAAGUGGACCCAUACCUUGAAGAUUCUCUGUGUUCAUCCUGCAACCUGCAGCAGGGACCUUACUUCUGUCGUGAGAUGGUCUGUUUCCGCUACUUCUGUCGUAAAUGCUGGCAAUGGCAGCAUGCCUUGGAUUCCAUGCAGGCACACAAACCUUUGAUGCGCAAUUCAAAGUCAUCUAUAACAAUGCAUGGCUUCAGUUCCAGCCCCAGCGUCAGAGUUUGCAAUAACUGAGCAAAGAGUGUGUUGUGAUGGAGGGCAGAAAUAAUUUUAUCAAAGAAUUUCUAUUAAUGCUUUAAUACCCUAGUCUUUGAUAAAAGUAUGGUUGGUGGAUACAGGCAGUAUCCUUGUUGUCAUAACAGAGAUCUUCUCAUAUUUGUUAAUAUUAUUUAAUUAUUAUUAGAUUCUUACUUACACAUCUCAUAAGAUGAGAGAGAAUAUAAGACUUGAAAUAAUUUCCAUUAUUGCGAGAUGUUUAUAAAAGUUCCUACUGUGGGCAAAGCAGUUUAGUCCAUUUUUUUCUUUUUGUUAAUUCAGUAGACAGGUAUCUGAAGUGUCAGUGUUACGGUGUAAUUGUUCAGGUAUUGUUUUGAAGUGUAAUCUGCUGCUCAGUAUUAUUUAUCCAAUUAUGGCAGGUCACUUCCUUUAUCAUCUGGUAGUCAACAAUGAAGGAAUAAUGGCUACUGUAAGAGAAUCUGAAAUCAUUUUAAUAUAAUUCAGUGUAAGAAUCAUCAUGAUGGUCUGCUGUGUACUCAGUUACCUUUUUUGUUUUUCAGCAUUUAUAUUUAUUUCCAUUGAAAUGUUUUAUACUGACUUUGUUCAGUGACCAGUGUGGUUUCUAAUUAGAAGUUUUUAUUAAGAUUAUUUUGUUCAUUACGUUAUACAAAAGAGUUGGGUUGAGUAUACACAUCCAUGUACACGGUUUACUCAUAUGACAAUAUGGACAUGAAGACGGUCUUACGAUUCUUGGCAAUGCAUUCUGUGUGAUAUAAAUGUUUUAUGGAACAAUUUUUAUUUAGUUAACUUGUGUGCGUGAGAGUGUACGUGUGUACAUUUGUUUGUCCAACUUAAUUUUGUACCUUGAUUUCUUUUGAUACUGGUUAUAACUGCAUUAAAAUUAUAUUUCUGUUGCA
Messenger RNA from Cryptotermes secundus, 2957 nucleotides. RefSeq names its product cytoplasmic polyadenylation element-binding protein 1 (gene orb). NCBI's taxonomy places the organism in Eukaryota, Metazoa, Arthropoda, Insecta, Blattodea, Kalotermitidae. Gene Ontology annotation, molecular function: mRNA regulatory element binding translation repressor activity; ribosome binding; mRNA 3'-UTR binding. The coding region runs from base 256 to 2058 and encodes 600 amino acids. The transcript has 12 exons. Gene Ontology annotation, cellular component: neuron projection; synapse; nucleus. Gene Ontology annotation, biological process: negative regulation of cytoplasmic translation. The record is from RefSeq and is a predicted model, not a curated record.